Molecule: messenger RNA, 414 nt
Organism: Penicillium paradoxum
Lineage: Eukaryota; Fungi; Ascomycota; Eurotiomycetes; Eurotiales; Aspergillaceae
Product: EthD domain-containing protein
Exons: 1
Coding region: 1-414 (137 amino acids)
Molecular function (GO): oxidoreductase activity
Source: RefSeq, a predicted model, not a curated record
AUGCCAGUCAAAAUAUCAGUCUUCCUCUACCGCAAUCCCCGCCUGUCACCGGAAGAAUUCAGAAGGCGCUACGAAGCGCACGUCAAAAUGAUCAAGAGAAUGACAGGCGAGGAUUUCCCUCUUUCUCAUCAUCGAAACUAUAUCGCCCGCAACACCGUCGAAAUCCCUCCGGAGGGCUCCACCCCGCGCAACGCCUUCACCCCGGCCACUAUACUUCGCGGACAACAAGCAGACUUCGACUUUGACGCCUACGCUGAGCUUACUUUUGCGGACCAGGCUGCCUACCAGGCCUUUGCAGCCAAAAUUUACGCGCCGGACGCUGCUGCCCAGAUCGCUGCUGAUGAGGAGAAAUUCCUGGAUCGCUUGAAGCUGGGCAUUGCCCUGGUGGAGGAAGUGAGGGUUACGGUGAAGUGA